Misgurnus anguillicaudatus (oriental weatherfish) is the source of this 3188-nucleotide messenger RNA. The record is from RefSeq and is a predicted model, not a curated record. NCBI's taxonomy places the organism in Eukaryota, Metazoa, Chordata, Actinopteri, Cypriniformes, Cobitidae.
AUGGCCGAGCUCGAGCAGCUAGAAGCGUUGCGAAGACAGAACAAAGAUUUACUGGAAAAACUCAAGAAACAAGCCGAAAAACUACACGAACUGAAGCUGUCGCGCCCGGACGAAGAGGUCGGGAGACAAAGCUCCGUCUGUGAAGCGUUUAACGGAAGUAACGUUAGCGGCCAAUGCCUCGCGCCUUUAACGGAGAGAAACGGAGAGAAAGUGACGGCGGCAGGUCGCGCGGCGGAAAGCGUCAAAACACAGGGCGAGCAGUUUGAAGAUUGUGAACCCCCAAAACAUCGUAAACACAACCAGAGUUCAGUCCUGAGCCCUUACAGCAAACUACUGCAGGACACUGGGAACAGUCGCUGGCAUGGGCAUAGAGAUACCACUAGAUUGAUGCUUCCCAAAUCAGUGCCUCUCACACAGUAUAAGAUGGAGGUUGACAGUGCAACUUCUUUGUUCCCCGGCCUGGAAAAUGACAGUACAUAUGAGAGACGACGCAUUCGACCAUUACUGGGCUAUGACUGGAUAGCCGGGCUGGUUGAUGCAGAGAGUUCUCUUACUGAACGCCCAGAGCAUUUCUUCAGUGACCUGCAAAACUUUCGACGGGUCAAUGGAGAAGAAUGCAUCCAGAGCUCGAUAUCUGGACCUCCACUUGCUGAUCUUGCUUCUUCUACGCUUGACGACAAAGAGCCGCAGGAGUCUCCAGACACGCAUCAGUGCACGUUCUGCUACAGAAUAAACAGUCGCUUAUUUGCGACACCUCUGGACCCACAAACUGCCUGUCCAGUUUGCAAGAUGCCCAAAUCAGAACAUCCCCAUACUAAAACAGAGCCGGCUAUCAUCAGGGUCAGUAUUCCUCGUUCUGCUUUAUUGCCAUCAUACAAAUACAAAGCCCAUCGCCGCUGCAGUUUUGAUCCCUCUGACAGCCUGGGUUUACCCUCGCACUGUUUGUCCGGAUGGUCCGAUCCUACCCUGAGCUCUGGCUAUCAGAUGAGCAGUCUGGAUUUACGGGGGUCCAUGACAGCAGCAAAUAAUAAACAGUUUUUACCAUCUUUACACGCCACCUGCCUCAAAAAAUGUGAAAAUGGUAGUAACGUGAAGGGUUGUAAAUGCAAAAAAGAGUGUGCUGGUGAAGUGUACCAGUAUCAGCGACAAGGAAUCUUGAAAUGUGAAGACUGCACUAAGAAAUGCUGGGGGAAUCAAAUUGAAGUAACUUCAUGCACUUUUGACCAUAACCGAUUGUGCCACUGCAGAGCUGGUUUCUUCUGUAAAAAUAGUAACUAUUAUAAUUCAUAUUGCCAUAAUGGUUGUGAUCCAUGUCCGACCGGCACGUUCUCCAGCAUGCCCUCUUUGAACAAAAGCUGCAGACCUCAUACAGAUUGUGCUAAGUUGGGAAAGAAAAUGCUGAAAGAGGGCACGGCAACAAAGGACAGAGAGUGUGGGGAUCUUGAGACUACUACACCCAUCCCAACCAAAGUCAUUACCUCCAUGUUGUAUUCCAUUACAGAGGUUACACAAAGACGCCGAAUGUAUUCACAGUCUACGGAUAAGACUACCUAUGCUUCCUCUGCAAAUACAGGGGACAGUCAACCAUUUGAAAAUCAAGACGGCAUGUCAAAAGACAACCUUCUGCUAUUAAUCCUGUUGCUAAUACUGGUGCUAGUGGUGGCUGUUUUCUGUAUGCUGAGAAAAAGCAAUGCACAUAAAACCCUUUCAAAAUGGACAGAUGUCAUAUCUGGAAAGCACACUUUUACAGAAAAGGGCCAGAUAGUGGAAGCCGAAGCCCCUCUCGACAGUGAUGUCAGGGGUCAGAGUACAGGAGUGACGUCCCAUUCUGGAUCUGGACAGCAGGUCAACAUGGAGCACAAUGUGAAUGGUGAAAAUGUCAACAAUACUGUAGGGACCAUUAUUAUUUACUCACCUGGCACUGUGAUUUUGGGCUCUAACUCAAGUGAUAAAAAAGAAGAUGCAGAAGUCUCUGAGGAGGAUAUUCCUCUUAUAUGCACACCUCAACAGGAGUCGACUCCAUUGCAACAGGUCAGGAUCAAAAUGAGCGCGCAAGAAGAAAAGGAACUGAGUUUUCCUGUGCCUGCCACUGGGAAGUGAGAAUUCAAACCGUCCUGGACUUAACUCGCCUUGCACAGUGGUGUAAACUCAAGUACUUGAGUCGAAGACUUAAAGUGAAGGAUGUGGCCACCUAGUAGAUGUUGCUAGCACGUGGUCAUGAGUCAUUUCCCACUGUGUGUCACCUUGGAUAAAAUCACUGAAAUGUGUUAAUAUACAAGAUGGAAAGCGUCAAGUAAUUGAUGUUUUGAAACCUAUUACGUGCACGCAAAAGACCGCUGAAAAACAGACCAAUUUCCACGUAACACCGACUGUGACUUUACAGUCGAGAUGUACGCCCCAACAUUAAAUUACACAUUCAAUUAACUACAAUGUUGUUACAAUGCUACGAACAAAGUUGUGAAUGUUGAGUUAGCGUAUAUGCUAGUAAAUGCUAAUACUAUUGACGUUACAGUUAUGUUUUGCAGGUCCAUGCUGAAAAAACUUACCACAUCAAACGUCUUUUAAUAAUCUACAAGCAAUUGAUUAUUCUUUAUCUUCGUCUGAUAGAGGCUCAAACAUAAGGUCUGUUUACACACACACAGAGCUACUGAACUGAACUGCUCUGAGAAACAGCCAAUCAGAGCAGAGCUCAACAUUAUUAUUCAUGACCCUUUCAAAUAAGGGGGAAAUCUUAGGGUUGUAAAUUGCACAUGUAUAACCAUCUCUAGAUCAUUUUUGCACUUAAUAAAGUCACAUAUAUUCUAUGUAAAUAUCAGAGAACAAUUUAACAGAUUAUUUCUUUGGCACUAUAUUGUUUUAAUGCAUAAGUGGAUAGUCUGUUACUGCAUGAGUGCGUGUGUGUUGUAAUGUGGGUGUGUAAUAUGCAUAUCUAAAAAUAACUCGUCUUUGGGUAAGUAUAGGUGUCUGAUUUAACUAAUGUGGGAGGUCUGGGCAAACUUUACCUUGUAUCUUGAAUAAGACACAUGUCUUGUAUUUUUGAUAAGAGUGGGUUUAUAUCCCCUUCAUGGGAUAUCCAUUUCACUUUACCGAGUGUGAUCAUGUGUACUUAUUUUCAUUUGUUAGUUUUUCACACGGCUGCUAGCCUAUGAAUGCUUCAUUGUAUAUUUGUAAAUAUAUUUGUUACUGAU